This is a messenger RNA of Achroia grisella, 3302 nucleotides long. It is a transcript of the gene MED15, whose product is annotated as mediator of RNA polymerase II transcription subunit 15. The record is from RefSeq and is a predicted model, not a curated record. Gene Ontology annotation, molecular function: transcription coregulator activity. Gene Ontology annotation, cellular component: mediator complex. The coding region runs from base 165 to 2327 and encodes 720 amino acids. Gene Ontology annotation, biological process: regulation of transcription by RNA polymerase II. The transcript has 11 exons. Lineage: Eukaryota; Metazoa; Arthropoda; Insecta; Lepidoptera; Pyralidae.
UCAAUCGUCAGUCAUUCAAAAUUCACAAAACAGACGAUGAGGUAUAUCGUACUAGCGUUUGUUCUCAGAAAAAGAAAGUAUAAUAAUCAAAAUUAGAGUAUACAUGCUCCGAAAACUAAAAAACAUUUUACUUGUGAUUUAUUUAAUACAGUAAAUUUUUAAAAAUGGAUAACAACUUAAAAAAUUUUAAUGCAAUGGGCAGUGACGAUUGGAGAACGCCGACCUUUCGACAAAAUGUUGUGACUAAAAUAGAGGAUGUUAUCCAGAGGUCUGGAAUGCAAGUGGCUCGCAACAGCAGCGAAAUGGAGAAUCAUGUAUUUUCUAAAGCAAAAACGAGAGAAGAGUAUAUGAACAUGGUUGCUAAACUUAUCCUUCAUGUUCGAGAAAUGUCUCAAUCAAAACCAAACCAAGGUGGUCCAUCCAUGCAAGGUAAUCAGAAUCAACAAGGCCCAAACUCACAAGUACAAAAUCAACCAGGCCAAGGUCAGCCAGGACCCAGCAACCAGUCGGGCAUGACUACAGACCCAAUAAAUGCCCUGCAAAAUUUGGCAUCACAGGGUUCCCGGAAUCAGAUGAUGAACAUGGGACCACAGGGGCAGAUGCAGCAGCAAGGGGUCAUGGGACCAAAUCCAGGGAUGGGCAUGCAACCUCAAAUGGGACAGCAAGGUCCUAUAGUCUCCCAAGGGGGACCCCAAGCUCAGACAGCUACGAACUUGCUACAAACAAUGACACAAAGACCUCAGAUGAAUAUGCAAAUGCAGAAUAAAAUGGCGGGAAAUAUGGGAAUGGUUCCUAACCAAGGCCAAAUGGGGAAUACCAUGGUAGGUGGUAUGGGUGGCAUGGGAAAUCCUAUGGGGAAUCAGCUGCAGAAUCAACUAGGCGGACCAGGGAUCCAGGGUCAAAUGAUGCCAAAUAUGUCAAUGCCAAAUAGCAUGCAGGUGCCAAUGAGUGCAACUAGUACAAUGGGAGGUCAGAUGCCUUGCAACCAGGUUGUUGGUGGCAUGGGCGGACAGAUGGCACCUAACUCAAUGCAGGGCCAGAUGCAAGGACAAAUGGUUGGCGGCAUGGGGAACAAUCAGAUUGUUGGCAUGAAUAUGUUGCACAUGCAAAAUCGGGUGCAGAACAAGCAGGAGGUAGUUGGUGGCAUGCUCGGCGGGUACACGCAAGCCCGGGCUCCGCCCCCCAACCAGUUUCUGAGGCAGAGCCCUUCGCCAUCUGCCCCCUCACCGAAUAUGGGUGGCCCUAGUCCUGUUUCUAUGGGCGUGAUGGGCGGCGCGGGCACGAUGCCGUCGCCGAUGUCGCUGGGCGCGCUGGGCGCGUGCGUGGGCGGCGUGGGCGGCGUGGGCAGCGUGGGCAGCGUGGGCAGCCCCUCGCCCUCCGCGCCGCAGCACCUGCCGCACCACGUGGCGCCCCACCAGAGGGGGGUAGGCAUGGGUAUGGUGGCGUCCCCCUCGUCGUCACUGAACACCCCCGUGGGGGCCGGCGUGGCGUCCCCUAGCGGCGAGGAGGCCGCCUACAAGGACAAAGUCCGCCAGCUGUCCAAGUAUAUUGAACCGCUGCGCAGAAUGGUGCACCGGAUGGUGAGCGAAGGAGAGAAUGUGGAGAAGUUGACAAAGAUGAAAAACCUACUGGACAUCUUAUCGAACCCAAACAAGCGCAUGCCUCUGGAGACGCUCAUCAAAUGCGAGGUGGUGCUGGAGAAACUGGAUUUCAGACGCGGCGAGGGCGUCGGCGUGGGCAUGCCCACUACUGGGAAGGAGCAAAUAUUCAAUCCGCUACUUGAGGUGGUGAACAACUGUCUCCAGUCACCAUUGUCCAAUCACACACUGAAAAGGACCUUCGGUUCCACGCUCGAUGCUCUCAACGGCCCCGAGAUCAAGAAUCUACCGCCACCUUAUAAAGUACCGAAGACUGAGGAACCGGUUAUGGAUAUACCAGAUGUGCUGCAGGGUGAAAUAGCCAGACUAGACUCCAGGUUUAAGGUGUCGCUGGAGACGAUGCAGCUGGCGGGCGGCGGCGGCGCCAUCUCGCUGGUGGCGGCGCUGGACGACGCGCGGCUGCCGUGCGUGCCGCCGCUGCACGUGCUCGUGCCGCGCAACUACCCCGCCGCGCCCCCCGCGCGCCCCCGCCCCCACGCCGCGCCCCGCCGCCCCCGCCCGCCGCACGCCUUCCUCGCGCGCCUCGACCGCGCCCUGGACGCGCGCCUCGCCAGCCUUCCAAAGAACUGUUCCGUGAGCCAGUUGCUGGACGCGUGGGAGAUGAGCGUGCGGCAGGCGUGCGCGCCCGCACCGCCCGACUACGUGCCCGUGCGCUCGCUCGGGCUGUGAGUGCGUCUCCGCUUGUAAGCAUUCGGUAACACACCACCCUGUAUCAGCGGCCAGAUCUUAAUAUUUUAUCAUGUGGAAAAUCUUCAAAAAACCGUACCCCGCUAGAGGGGUGACGGAAAGAUGUAUAGGUUUCUUACCCACAAAAAAAAACACACUGUGUACCUACGAGCGCCCUUGCUAGAGAAACAAAAUCACAUUAGCAUUUUACUCUGACGGCGUCGCCCCGCCCUUCAGAUGGUGUAGAACAAGCCCCUUCUCGUUGCUAGGGCGACCUACCACAGCAAGCCUCCAUGACCAUUUAACUUGGAGCAGCGGUUCGUAUUUGCUCACUUGUUUUUGGUCGAAUGCAUUUAUUUGAUAUUUCAACAACCAGUAUCAGCGACCACGCCCUAAGUGACUUCAUGGUUUCUCGAAAUCUGAACCCUAUGUAUUCUUGGUAUUUCAACAAUCUUUAUCAUCUUAAAUAAUCGCUCCUAUGUUGAAAGAGUCUAAUCAGCCCCCAACCUACAGAAUCAGUAACCACUGACAGUAAUUCAGUCUGAAUGCCUCUAUCUUGUAUUACUCAGGUAAAUUAGUAAAUGUCUGCAUGGCUCAGUCUCACAUAUUUCAGCCACCACACAAGCUGCUUUGUAAGAUGUGUUUCCUUUGAGAGUGAGGAUCGGACAGUGAAAUUACAGGUUAUGGAGCCAUGAUAUCUUAUUCCUCCAAAAUGGCAAUACAUGAGUAGUCAUAUAAACGCUUACAACUUACCAUAACAUCAUUUGAUUGCUAUUUAAAAAUAAUAUUGCUCAGUUCAAGUCUUGACAGUCUCACUAUAUGUGUCAUCGGUUGUCGGAAUGACCAAUAGCUUGUUUGUUAUUCUAAGUAAAAAAAAGUUAUCGCUCACUCAGUCCAAGUACAGACCAUCUCACUAUGUAUGUGAUCGAUUGGUUACCCAGUCUGAGUCGUCUGUCUAAGUCGAUCCCGUAUCUCUCA